Messenger RNA from Trachymyrmex septentrionalis, 1706 nucleotides. RefSeq names its product desumoylating isopeptidase 2. Gene Ontology annotation, biological process: protein deubiquitination. Gene Ontology annotation, molecular function: deubiquitinase activity. The record is from RefSeq and is a predicted model, not a curated record. The transcript has 7 exons. NCBI's taxonomy places the organism in Eukaryota, Metazoa, Arthropoda, Insecta, Hymenoptera, Formicidae. Bases 724 to 1335 code for a protein of 203 amino acids.
UAUUGCUUGUGCCUAUUGUGUUUAAAGGUUAUGAUAUGGAAAAUAUAACUAGAUGCUUAUAAGCAGAGAGAUUUGUAAGUAUUUCGAUAGAUGACGCGGAUUGACAACACAUGAACACAUUCGUAUGUUGAGAUACAAGAGACUAAGCGAGAAGCAGCUGCGAGAAGUAACAUUCAUCUAUUUCGAAGAAAAAUUAUCGCUGAAGAAUCGUUUGCAAAAUUUUUGACAGCAGUCUAUGUUGAUCAAUGUUGAUAUUAAUCUCAUACUAGUACACAAGUUACUUAUCCAUAUAACAACCUUGCAUACUUGCUGUGCAUUACUUCAAAGAACUUAAUGGGAUGUCAGUUGGCGAAUAACAUUCCUUAUUUAUGUUAAUCUUAUUUGUGUUUCAAGUGUGGUUAAAGCAGACAGUUGCUCAAACGGAGUAAUAUCUGAUUUUUAAAGUAAAGUUGUAGAGAUGACUGUAAUGACACAUCAGAAUGAUGUGCCAUAUUUAAUAUAAAGACAAUUUGUUUGAUAUUAAGAAAUCAAGAGAGAGAGAGAGAGAGAGAGAGAGAGAGAGAGAACAACAUCCAAACAUGCAAAUAGUAAAACAUAAUCUUACAACAAUGGAUGUAUCUAGCAAUUAAACACAAAGCAUUGUGCUAGUGUCGAGUUUAUGUUAUAAGGUUUAUUAAGACAUUAAUAGGCAACUUUAAUCUGAGGAUUAAUACAAAGUUUCCAAUGAUGUUUUCAUCUGGCCUUAACUGUAAUCUCUCCUUCCCCAGUUGUUUGGGUUAUCCACAAGAUAGUGAGGAAUUGAUCCCAAAAAUGGCACGUGAGCCAAUCAUUCUUAAUGUUUAUGAUAUGUAUUGGAUAAAUGAAUAUACUACACCUAUUGGUCUCGGUGUAUUUCACUCUGGAGUGGAAAUAUAUGGAAUAGAAUAUGCAUAUGGUGGUCAUGCUCAACCAAAAAGUGGCAUUUUUGAAAUUACUCCAAGAGUAGCUGACGAACUAGGCGAACAGUUUAGAUACAGACAGUCUGUUCACAUUGGAUAUACAGAUUUUACAGAAGAAGAUGUUUCAAGAAUUAUUACAGAAUUAGGCAAAGAUUUUAGAGGAGACCGUUAUCAUCUGAUGAAUAAAAACUGUAAUCACUUCAGCAGUCAGUUCACAUUGAUUCUAUGUGGACAAGAAAUACCUGGUUGGGUAAAUCGUCUGGCUUAUUUUAGUUCAUGUGUACCAUUUCUCCAACGUUGUUUGCCAAAGGAAUGGUUAACGCCUGAUGCUUUACAACAUUCUCUAAGUCAAAUUAGUCAUCACGAAAGUACACCACCAUCGGAUACUUCGUUGUAACAUUUGGCUAAUACUAUUGAAAUGCACGGUCUAAAAUGCCGUAGAAGUUAUACAUUUUAGAUAAUUGAACAUUGUGAAAAGAAAUGUUAAUUAGGACUGAUUAUAUUGCCAAGAUUUGAAAACUUGAGAAACCUGAGAAACUGAACCGUCAAGACAAGGUACAAAUUUAAUAUUGUACACUUGAAUGCGACUGCUGAUAAUUAGUACUGAAAAAAAUUGCCUUUGCUGCAGCAUGUUGUUUCCUAAGAUGGCGAUCCACAUGGUCGCAUGUGUUCUUUGUUAAAUAAUACAGUCAAGAUAUGAUAGUUACAUAAUGAAUAGAUAAUUACGCAUAAAAAUUUAAACCAUAAUGAGCAGAAAACUCAUUUGCC